Molecule: messenger RNA, 5583 nt
Organism: Poeciliopsis prolifica (blackstripe livebearer)
Lineage: Eukaryota; Metazoa; Chordata; Actinopteri; Cyprinodontiformes; Poeciliidae
Gene: itga3b
Product: integrin, alpha 3b
Exons: 26
Coding region: 90-3251 (1053 amino acids)
Biological process (GO): cell-cell adhesion; integrin-mediated signaling pathway; leukocyte migration
Cellular component (GO): integrin complex; external side of plasma membrane
Molecular function (GO): integrin binding
Source: RefSeq, a predicted model, not a curated record
AGCCUACCUGUUGGUCUGACGUCGGGCCCCGGCUGAUCGUGGACCUGAUCGCGGAGUUUGGGGCUUAAAACCGACUGAACCCGGAGCGGAUGAGGAACCUAAACAUGUUUCUACGGUUAUUAGUUUGGACUGCUCUGGCCGCGUACCGCGGGGCGCCGACCUGCGACGGAUUUAACGUGGAUGUGAAGUUUCCUGUGGUCAAACAGGGGAAAACCGCCGGCAGCUUGUUUGGGUUCUCGGUGGCUCUGCACAGACAGACCAAGGGCUCCGACAGAUAUCUGCUUCUCGUCGGGGCGCCCAAAGAAAAAGCAGAUUCUCUUCCAAACGUCAACGAAACGGGCGCCGUGUACGCCUGUCCAAUCAGCGAAGACCCCACAGACUGCACCAGGAUUUCUCUGAUCACAUCACCUGACCCGUCGGAGGUAGUGGAGGGCAUGUGGCUGGGCGUGACGGUGGCCAGCCAGCGGAGCCUGAAGGAGGGACGCGUGCUGGCGUGUGGCCAUCGUUACGUGAAGAUCAGCAUAGGCCAGUGGCGGAUGAUCGGAAAAUGCUACGUAAGGAGCAACGAUCUGACCUUGGACAACAGCGAUGACUGGCAAGCUGAUACUUAUGAGCGCUGUAACCCUGCAAACGACCACAAGAAGGACGGGGUGUGCAACCUGGGCAUCUCCGGUGGCAUAACUGAGACCGACGUCGUCCUCGGCACCCCGGGAAGCUAUAACUGGAAAGGGAAUGUCCAUCUAACCUGGAGAGAUCCAAAUCCAGACAACUUUGGGAACAUUAUUCAGAAAACAAUAGCUGACGAGAAUAAAAACAACAUCUAUAUAGGUUAUUCAGUUCUCGAGGAGCGAAAACUGCUGAGUCGUGACCAUCACACUGUUGUGACAGGGUCCCCCAGGGAUGAGUCCAAAGGCUCCGUGAUGUUGGGAGAACAGACUCAGGACAAAAUCCAGAUAAUUCAGACCAUCCUGGGAGAACAAGUGGGAUCCUACUUCGGGAGCAGCCUGGCUGCCACCGACCUCAACAAUGAUGACUGGAACGACCUCAUUGUUGGAGCUCCGUUUUACUUUGACCGCGGCGCAUUGAAGGGAGGAGCUGUGUACAUUUUCAUGAAUGAGAACGGCUCUUUCCAGAGUACCUACACCAUGAUGCUGACCGGUGAGGCCUUCUCCGGGUUCGGCACUGCAGUGGCUGCCAUCGGCGAUGUCAAUCAAGACGGAUUUCAAGACUUUGCAGUAGGAGCUCCUUUUCAUGGAACAGGAAGGCUCUACAUCUGGAUGGGAAGUAAAACUGGAGUCUCCCAGGAGCCCAGUCAGAUAAUUGAGGGAAAUUCACUGAUCAAAGGCAAAUUCCAAACCUUUGGUUACUCCAUAAAUGCAGGCAUGGACACGGACAACAAUGGCUACCCGGACAUCUUAGUUGGCUCACUCGAUGAGCGCGUAGUUCUUCUAAGAGCUCGGCCUGUCAUUCACCUGACCACUGACUUCUCUGCUGAGCCCAAGAUAGUGGAUCCUCAGAACUGUCCUGCAGCUAAUCCAUGCAUCUCGGUGACUGCGUGCCUGUCGUUCACGCUGAGCAACGGAAACAAAGACUUUAAGAAAAAUAUCAAGAUUCCUUGCGAAGUUGAAGCCGACACGCUGUACAGUAAAAAACCUCGAGUCCAAUUCCAAAACGGUGUCAAUAAAUUCAUCAUAACUCUGACCCAGCCGUCUUCUAGUCCCGUCUGUCAGGUCCUGAAACUAAGUGUUGAGGACCGUGUGAAGGACAAGCUGGAACCGGUGAUCUUUUCCCUCAACAUAACGUUACCGGAGCAGGAUGGCGAAGCCAGAAGCAUCGAGGAUCUCUACCCCACUAAAAGUCCAAAGCAGAAACUCACCCAGAGAACUGAGAUAAACUUUCAGAAGACGUGCGGCUCAGACAAUAAAUGCAGCAGUAACCUGCAGCUGUCUGCAGAGUUUGCUUACAAUAACAGAACCCUGAUCCCCAGGAAGAAGAACGUUCAGGUGCUCCAGUUCGACAAGAGUUUGAAAAGAAUAAAGCUGCUGGUGGUGGUUACCAACUUUGACUCGCCUGGAAAGAAGGCGGAGGACGCCCACCUGGCCAUGCUCAACGUCUCCUUGCCCAACGUAAUACAGUACUCCGGCGUCAGAUCUGACAACCCUGACGUAGAAUGCCGCUUUGAUGCGACAGUCAUGUGUGAGCUGGGGAAUCCACUAAAGGCCAAAGAAAAGGUGUCGCUGCAGCUUCUAUUCGAGACUUCGGGCAUCGAUCUGUACACGACGGCCAUAGAGAUUCAGCUGAUGUUAUCAACUCUCAGUGAGCAGAGUGACCUGAGGCCGGCCACCGCAGCCCUGCAGAUCGAAAGCGUCAUCAAACCCUCCUUUUUCCUGAAGAACUUUGUAGAGACUAGAUUUGGAGGCACAGUGAAGGGAGAGUAUGCUAUGCGCAACACCAGUGACGUCGGCAGUCUGGUGGAGUUCACCUUGAAAGUGGACAUGCAUGACGAGCCUCUGGGAGACAUGGGGACCCUUGCAGUAGAGUUUGAUUGGCCUCUUGAAGUGGCCAAUGGCAAAUGGCUGCUGUACCUGACAAAGAUUGUUGUUAAAGGAGAAUCAGAAAUGGAUUGCAUCCCUGCCGGAGUGAUCAAUCCCCUGAACCUAACUUUGUCGGAGAGCCAACCCAGGCAGGCCAGGUCCAAACGGCAGACUGACGAGAAUGACACUGAAGAGAAAGUUUCUCUCCAAACCAUUGAGUCGCAGGCGGCAAUCACCCCGCUCUCCCCUCGGAAAACCUACGUUUUGGACUGCACUGUGGGGACGGCGAGAUGCGUGAAGUUCACCUGUCCUCUGCUCAACAUGUCCAGGACGGCAGAGAUUCGGGUCCGCUCUCGCUUGUGGAACGGCACCAUGUUGGAGGACUAUCCCAACGCUCUGAAUGUUCGUGUCAAAGUUAAUGCCACACUGAAGCUCAUCACGGAUAAACCGACCAUCAAGAUGGACGCUUACAAUCUGCUUUUUAGAGUGGAUAUAGAGCCGGAGGAAAGCGUGGAGAUACCCUACGAGCUCCCGCUGUGGAUCAUCAUCUCUGCAGCAGUAGCAGGACUUUUGCUUCUAGGAAUCAUCAUCCUUAUCCUGUGGAAGUGUGGGUUCUUCCAGAGGGCUAGCAGGAGGGAGAUGUAUGAGGCCAAAGCCCAGAAGGCUGAGAUGAAGAUCCAGCCCUCAGAGACAGAAAAGAUGAUUGAGGACUACUAAGGCCUCCAGGUGUUUUUCCGACAGCACUCACCAAUGGGGCCUUUUGCGUGGGUUCUUCAAGCGAGCCAUCUACUACCGGGUAAUGCCAAAGCACCGUGGUGUGAGAAUUCGCAGAGCUGAACGCUAUCAGUUCCAUCUGGGAUUUCAGCCAGAGGAGCCACAGAAAAAGUACUGGAUGACCAGCUGGACAGAGACGCAGCACUGCUACUACUGAUGCCUUUGAACCCCUUACUGCCACAGACAACACUGGGCCUGACUGGGCCUCAUUGGGCCUGACUGGGCCUGACUGGACCUGACUGGGCUGCAAGGACUUCAGUGCAUGGACCUACUGUGGACAGUGCAUUUCCUGUUUUUUUGUUUUUUUUGUUGUUGCUGUUGUUGUGUUUUUUCUCAAUUAGUAUUCCAUUUCCUGAACUUUUUCUGUGCAAUAUGCAGAACAUUUGGAGAGAUUGUAAUUUGUUAAGUAUUUUUUGUUGAAUGCAGUGUUGUACACUGAAACCCAUGUUGCAUCCAGAGGGAAACUUUUGUUGUAUUUUUAGGUAUUAAUGCGUCAAAUCUGCAUGUAACUUUUUUAAACAUGUUUUUUUUUUCUCUUUUUUUGCUCAGUCUCUGAACAUCUCUCCCCUAAAAGACAUGGGGGGGAAAUAUUUUGCGUUACCUUGCAGAGGUGUUGCAUUCACACACAAUACGUUUUUAAGUGUAUUUAGAAGACAGAUCCUGAAUACUGAAAGUAAUUCUCUAAAAUCUUACAUAUUUUCUUCUUUUUUUCUGAUUAAUGCAUCAGGUUUCCAUCCUUACUCUAAAAUAUAAACAUGACAGAAACUUUCCGUCAUGAUGGAAAGAAAAAUGUGCAAAUAUUUUGACCAAAAUAUUGGCGAGUGUACUUAUAUACAAGUUUAAAUUGGGUGUAUUUGCAAAGUUAUUGUGUGGGAACACACAAUCUGCAAUACAAUGCAAUACUUUUACAAGGUAAUACAUGAGAAAAAACUUUCCUUAUGUCCCUUAGGAGGCUCCGUACUUUUGUGCAUCGUUAUUGUUUGCUUUCAAAAUAACCUCCAAACAGGUCUUGGAGGCCUAGAUUUUAUAUUUUGACAACAUCCACUCCGUUAUGAGUUGUUGACUGUCUUUGCUUGAAUGUCAAUGAUGGGAAAGCAUCACAAAGUCUUAUAAUCCUCAGAUGCAGGAUUAUUUUUGUUAUAUUUCUGGCUUUAUAUUGAUUAUGUCACUCACAAUUUAAUUGUCCCUCAUAAUUCCCACAUCAGGGUUCACCAAAUGGGCAGACGACACUUGAUUUUUAAUUUAUUGCACCACGCUGAGCUAACACAAUAAACAGAUGCUAUGUUGAUAUCUUAAGUAUCUCAAACAGGGAGUCUGAACACUGGAAAUGCUAUUUGAUUGUGAGGGUGUAGAUGAAAUUGUACAUAAUAGUGAGUUAAACUGACUGAAUGAAAGCAUGCAUUUGGCCUUUACUCUCGUUUUUCCAUAUGAAACUGUCGACCAACACUGGAACCAUAAAUUUCGACUGCAGAAAUGGUCUUUAUGUGAUAAAAUGUCCCGUGGAACAGUUAAGACAAUAAAUCAUUUCUGAAUUAAUUUUUCACCAUUAGUUUCUAACACUCAGUAAUGGGAAUAAACUGUGGAGCAGCAUCUUGAGGUUCAAGACAAGAAAUCUUUCUUGUUUUAACGAGAUGUAAAUCUUAUGUUGAUUUUGAUGUAAAUCCCUUCUAGUCUAAAACAGAAAGGUAUUCACAGUAAAUACCUCUUGAAGUAUCAACAGGGUGAGAAGAAGGAUUCAGAGGGAAACCUAUAUGCUUUUUAAGACGUCACAAACUGUCAGAGGAGCAUAUUUUAUAUACAAAAAUGAGAAACUUCCUCACUAUAAUAGGUUGUAUGUUUGGUUAAUAUGUGAAAGUUUCUGCUCCUGCCUAGUUCUGGCAGUUAAAUGCCUCCAUAUAAAUGUGACCAUAUAUUGUACAAUUCAUUUGAUAAAUACAUUGUUAAAGCUUGUCCAAGCUGUCUGUACAAACGUUGUACUUUUGACAUUUCUCGAGGCUCGUCGCUAUGCUAAGCUCUUUGGUUAUGCUAAGCUAAGCCGAGCUUUACAGUCCACUGUUCCUGCUUUUGGCCACACCCUCAAAGGAAGGGGAACCAAUCACAGUCGCCGCUCACAGCUGGGCUUUGGAGUUACGUCAACUUCCUGAAGCAUCGCGAGAUCAUCUCCGCCUUCCGUUCAAACAGUGGAGGAGAUGGAGAACCGCGCGCUCAGGAUGACCGUAUCUUAGCUUUUCUGCCAGUGUUGCUGUUUGUGGAAAUAAAGAAUGUCUCUUCUGUU